GUAUGGGACAUGGCAGUUGAGCGGAGCAUCUAAUACAAGUACAAUUGUGGAUUAACACUGAGAGGAGCACAGUCCCAAGGGCUUCAGGCACAAUGGGGAUCCAUAAAACCAAAAUGUUGUCAAACAGAACUGCAGACGAUGUUGUCAACAACCUGCCGAGACCCGUAUUGAAGGAAACUAUGGUGAAGAGCCUGGAGAUGUUGGGUGGGGGGAAGUUUAAGGAAUUUAAGGAAAGACUGAGUGGCUGGGAUGUCUCUGCUGGGUAUCAAAGGAUCCCUAUGGGGUCUCUGCAGGGAGCAAAUGCGGGGCAAGUUGCCGACCUUAUCAUCGACUAUUACAAACAGUCCUAUGGGGUGAAAGUGACUCUUGGAGUGUUGGGUGCAAUUGGCGCUGGGGCUGCUGCCAACAACCUUGAGAAAAUAAAGGAGUUGUGAUUUUAAGAGAAUCCCAUUCUGUCCUUUAUCCGCUUCCUGCUGCCAAUGCGCCAAGACCCCAACAUGGACCCCCAUGAACUCAGAAGAACAAGAAGACAUUUGUGCAUCACUAACUGGCAACCUCCUAUCAUUAAACUGCUUGAACCCUGAAAACUCAGCUCCCCGUGGCUUGAAUACAGAUCAUGACUUGAACACAAUGUUUAGAUCAAAUGUUAAAGUUGUGUUAUUAUUUCACAGUGUGUGGCAUUUGCACCAUUCCCCAAAUCUACACGCCGGCUCCUGCCCGUCCACUGCUGUUUAUUGCCCCCCAGUAACUCAUUUACCCUUUGUUUUCCUUCAACAAACAGGCUGAACCCCGAUCCACUGGAGUAUUUCCUUCAAUGGAUUUGAUCAUUAUUCAUGGAUUUUGAGCUUAUUACUGCUAGACGCCAGAUUGGAAGAGACAAAAAAUAUUUUCCCCUUCUUAUCUCUAUAAGACUUUUUAUACUCAUUAGGUUUUUUUCUGUUCAGGGUGAAUCACAAUAAUUUGGUUACUAUUUUAUAAUAUUUCUGAGAUUUUGGUAAAAAUGUUAUCUACCUAUAUAGACAUCUUAUUAUCAGCAAAAUACAUUCUUAAAGGGGUACUAACAAAUAAAUGCCAGAGCUGCUUUAAUAAACCGCAGUCAAUGAAAUCUCA
Xenopus laevis (African clawed frog) is the source of this 1110-nucleotide messenger RNA. RefSeq names its product provisional ortholog of PYD and CARD domain containing L homeolog. The record is from RefSeq and is a predicted model, not a curated record. The transcript is spliced from 2 exons. Bases 93 to 434 code for a protein of 113 amino acids. NCBI's taxonomy places the organism in Eukaryota, Metazoa, Chordata, Amphibia, Anura, Pipidae.